CAAAAGCCAAGGCCAAAGUUAAUAGUUACAACGAAUUAUUCAAUAAACGAUAACAAAGAUGAUAGUUAUUGGACGACUCGUGCACUGGUGUCAGACCACAUGACUAUACAUCUGAUCAACUGAUCACCGAACACAUCAAUUCAACAGAUUUAUUAAAAAGAAAUUUAGCAAGACAACGAAAGUUAGUUUAUGAACUUAUGUCAUGUCGACUUAUGACUUAUACUUAUAACUUAAUUACUUAUUAAUUUACAAUUUAUAACCUACGUUAUCGUAUGUUCUGGUACAAGUGACAUUUUACAGUACAGUCUGAGUAUUACUUAUUCUGAUUAUUCAGUAUAUUAAUAUAGUUAAUAUAGUAGGGCCUAUAGUAAGUUUAGUAUAAUAAUAAUUUAUUAAUUAUUAAAAUUAGUUAAUUAUUAAUACCUGAUGAGUGUAUACAGUCUUUAAAGAAAUAAGAACACUUUUUUAUUAGUUUUUUUUUUGUCUAAGUCUUACACUUCAUUUUUUUUUUUUUAGUUUAAAUAACUGUUCUGUAGUACCCCCACUACUACUACUUCACUACAAUACUACACUAAAGUAAAGUGUCUAGAAACUAGAUAUUAGAAUAGGCCACAUGAAUGACUAUUUUAUUAAGUAUCUUAAUCUUAUGGGUAGAAAUAAAAGACUAAUUUAAAUAGUCAAUAGUUGUCAAUACACAUGACAUUGGUUGGGAUAGGAUGAUAGGGCAUGGGCCAUCCAUAAAUAAAAGUAAAAGACAUGGUUAAUUGGGAAAGGGGGGGGGGGGGGGGGGGGCAAGUCACAAAUUUGUGAUGAUAUGUGACUGUCUAAUUUGAUUUAAAAUUUAGGAAUGGGAGGGUGUAAAAUAAUUUUAAAAUGAUGUGAUUAUUGUGAUGUUAUUAUUAUUUGCCCUUUCUGUGUGAGCCCAUACACAACUUCUCUUGUGUUACUAAUACUGAUUUAAUUCUUCUUUUCCUUACCAUCAGAAAGACUAAUUAAGACUCAAAAGUAAGAAGCCAAAGCCAAGAUGGGACUUGCCCCUUUGAUUAACUGUAGUAGAAAAAACAGUCAAUUAAUGAGAUUUCUUUGUGUACUAUUAUGGAUCGCACAAACUACAUCUCAGACUCUAAGCCCUGAUAAAGCAAUGAAUAAGGUAUUGUUAUAACUAUCAAUAAUCACUAUGUAUAGAAUAAGAGUAAUCUUCUAAUAAUUAUUUUUUGCUAAAGCAUCCCACCAAUCUUGGGCAAGCUUUAGAUUUUUUUGGCUGGCAUCUGUUACCUUGCUUCCUAUAGAUUCUGUGUUAGCCAAGUGCAGGUUAUCAGAAUGUGUGACUGAUCCAUCUCCACUGUCUUUGAAAAACUUAGACCUCAUUGCAGGUCCUGUCUGAACAAAUGGUGGUUUUCACUCUAAAAGUUCUCCAGUGGGAAAAUCUACUGUUUGUUUUUCUACUUGUUGUUUCUUUACUAAUUGUAAAAAGAAUUAAUUAGAUACUAUGAUUUAUAAAUAUAAUUUAAUUCAAGGUAUAUUCAUUUAGUGAUGCCAAAAAUUUUGCCUGGGGUGGGGCAAGAAUUUUUAAUCACUAUACUGUACCAUUAAUAUUACCUUAGAUUAAAUAAUAUUAUCUAAUUUGAUCAGUAAACGUUCUGAUGAUGUCAUUUUUCUUUGAUAUAAAAUGAGUACAGCAAAGUAGGGUUAAACCUGGAAAAAAGGAACGCAACAAAACAAUGAACGUGUCGGCAGGAAGCCUUCAUCAGGGAACAGAACAACAGUAAAAAUAGUAAAAAAAUAAAAAUAAAAAACAGCACUUAGCUUAGAAGUAUUAUCCAUGGGCAGCAAAUGUGACAGAAAGUAAGUGAGUGAGAGAUUAAAUAGAGAGAGGGAAAGAAAAGAGGAGAAGUACGUCCACCGCGAUAGGUCGGGACGUGGAGGAGCGGAGCUAGGUUCAAGCUGUGAAAAAGAGACAUGACAUUCAUACCAUGUGGCGUCAAUGUGCCAUAAGUCAGGAUAAGCCUGAGUUCCAAAUUCACACGGCUGGGUGUAUUCCUGCUAGCCACGAUCGCACUUAUUGAAAAGUCUGUCUUGCCCUGGUGGUCGCUACUAUUGAAGUGUUUGGAGACGGGACACUGUUUAUCUUGUGUAAUGUUACGGAGGUGUUUGGUCCACCUGUCAGAGAGUCGGUGUCCAAUCUCCCCUAUGUACAUCAUCUGGCAGCGGGUGCAAACAAUGGCGUAGACGAUGUUGCGGCUUGUACAAAGAAAACCGUCGCAUAUCUGAAAACUACCCUUAGGGAAACGUACGUGUUGAGUCUGGACCACAAAAGGGCAGGUGUUGCAAUGGCUGUGUCCACAUGGCUUGGUCCCAAAGUUGGAGGGGGCAGCAUUGAUACUACUGCGCACAAGGUCAUCUCUCAGAUUUUUAUCCCAUCUGAAAGCAAUGAGAGGUGGGGAAGAGAAAAUUUCUCGUGUGUCUGUGUCUGCGAGUAGUAUAGAGUGGUUUUUAAGGAAAACAUGUUUAACUAUAAGAUUGUGAGGGUGAUAAGUGAUAAUAAAUUUGGUCCUGUCAACAUUGUCGCUCAGGCGUGGCCUGAGGGCAUCAGCAUGGGUAAUAUUCUUAACCCUUUGAAGGGCUGAUGAAAGUAUUGUCUCCGGGUAAGACCUACACCGGAAAUAGUCUAUCAUUUCAAGUGCUUUGCCCCAAAAGUCCUCCUCCCACCGACAAAGUCGACAAAGACAAAGUAAUUGAGAAAAAGGAAUAGAGUCUUUACAGGAUUUAGGGUGGGAUGAAGAGUAGAGUAGAUAGCUGUGGCUGUCAGUGGGCUUAAAGUAGGCAGAGGUGAGUAGGCUGUCUUUGUGAAGAGUGACUGUAAUGUCCAAAAAGUUGACUAACGUUAACUCCAUAGUAGUGACCCCUAUACCGUCAUCUAUGUACCUCUUAUAGAAUUCAGGGAGGCCUCCAGUAUAGCUGCUUUCGACCAUGUGUUCAAAAUGCCCCAUGAACAAGCAUGCAUAGCUGGAUCCCAUCUUAGUCCCCAUAGCAACACCACUGAUUUGGUCGAAGAAUUGGCCGCCAAACUCAAACGAAUUGAGGGUGAGGACUAGUUCAGCCAAUCUGAGGAGGGUGUUGGUGGGUAUAGACGGAUGGGGUUUAGUCUCUAGAAAGAAUUUGAGAGCUAUGAGACCAUCAGUGUGGGGGAUGGAAGUGGUUAUUAACCCAUUUUUCUUUGAAUGUGCUUUUCAGAUUAAAUUUUUAUUUUAAAUCUGUGCUUUCCAUGAAAGCAAAUAAGAAUUCUUUUAGAAAUGAGUACCGGUACCAUUUCACAAAAGUCAAGUUGAAAGUUAUAAAAAUUAUUUUGUUCCCCAGCCUGUACAAAUUUAUUAGUGUGGUCUCCCAGGGGUUACCAAAUCUAAAUGUCACUAAUUAAGACAUUAUUGUCAUCAAAGGAGUAUAUUAAUAGUUCAUAUCUGAGCUAGAUAAAUAAUUUAGAUGUCUUGUAUUUAAGUUAUAAUUGUAAAACUUUGUCUUAAUUAAAAUUAAGAAACAUUUUCAUUUAUUUGGAUCAAUAAAAUAAUUUUUUAAUUUGUUGUAGUUUAUUUUAGUUAAACUUAAGAAGUAAGUUUACAGACAUAUAUUCCGUUAAAUUAUCUUUCAUUUGAUACCUCAUUUUGUCUUAAACACCCAACAAUAAAAUGUUAAAUCGUUUUUUAAUCCCAACCUCUCACUUCUGGUACCCGGAUACGAAUAGCCACUUCGUUCAGGUAACCUUUUAAAAAUGUAAACUAAUAUUAAUAUUCAUUUAUAAUAUUUGUUGACUAUAUUUUUAUACUCUGCAUGAACAAGGCAACACCUGAGGUCCCUCAUCUGUGUAAUCUGGACUGUCGUUUUGAUAUCAACAAAACACAUGUAGCUGAAAACUGUCUAAGUCAUGGUUUUGACAUGAUAAAGAGAUGUUGCAUUGAUUCUACUGAAGACUUUUCUGUGGUUGAUGUCAUAGGGUGAGUCUGAAAACUAUUAUUCAGAUUUUGUAUGUUUGUGCCAACACUAAUUCUUAUGGAUAUCAAUUUUUUAAAUUUUAGAAGCGAUUUGAAAUAAUCUGGACCUAAUGCAUUCACUGAACAUUGUUUUAUUUUUCAUCUGUCUGCUUCCACCGUGGAGGCAUCUUUGGAAAAUUGUUUGAAAUCUUUUUUCAUUCUCAGCUGAAUUUUUUUACAUUUAUUAAUAAAAAUAAUAAAAAAGUAUUUACCCAAGUAGGUUGCUGGUUUGCACCCAGGUCAGUUAGAUGUCAUGUCCUGUCACAUUGGAUUGAAAGUGGAAAUAAAAUUAUUAAAAUUUGCUGUGCCCCUAUGAAGGAGUUGUUGUGCACAGGUUGGGAACCACUGGGCUUCGCAUAAAGGACCACAUUGAAAAUUUAUGACAUAUUUUAAUAUGCUUUGCUGUAACUUGGUUGAAUUGUAGGUUUCUUGUCAUAAUUGUCCAUAAAGUCAAUUGAAACAGAUGGGGGGUUGAAAAUUCUAAUUUGUACUUACACAUGGUGGGGUUGACCAAAAUGUAUGAGUGCAACAUGGGUAUGAAAAUUUGAAUUUUUUGUUCACAUUACAUUAAAUAUGGAUAGAAUAUUAUUAUAUACGAAAAAUGCAUAUUAAGCAAUUUUGUCAUUUAAUAUUCUAUUUUUAAUAUUACUUUAAGAUUUUUUUGUGUUACCAUUUUCAAUAUUACAAUAUAAUAAAGUCAUUUUUAUACAAAUUAUUUUCUUCAUUUGGAAAUGGGCAGCUCUUUAAAAAAAAAAAAAUAGUUUUAAUUAUUCUUAGAUGAUGAUAUAAGAAUGGGUAAUGUGUUGUCCAUUAUAUAAUAUUGUCCAUUAUAUAAUAAGCAUAUUAGUGUUUUAAUUUACAUUUAUUUUUAUAUAUAUAUAUAUAUAUAUAUAUAUAUAUAUAUAUAUAUAUUUAUUUAUAUAUACCCGGUAUAUAUAUAUAUUUAUAUAUAUAUAUACACGUGGUAUCCUUCCCUAUUCUCAAGGCAAUGGAAUAGCUAUUGACACUUCAUUAAAUGGCUUAUGGGGCAGAUUCUGGAAUGGCUGCCUCGGCUGCACUUCUCUGAGGAGAACCUUGACUCCUGGUUAAAUUUGGCCUCGCGUAAUGCUCUUUUUGUUGCAAGGGCUUUGUUUUUGUAUGUCUCCUGCCUGUUUAACGCCUUCAUACACUGUUCGUCAGCGGGAACUGGGUUCAGUGAAGAUCUCCCUUUUUUUAUUUCUAUGUUGGCUUCGCUCAUGUUCUUUUGCAAACAUAAAAUCACAGCCACAGCUGUCGAAUAAGUCUUACCCCUUUUGACAACUCUCCAUUCAGCAGAUCAUUUAUGGUAGUAUUAAAAUAAGGUAAAAAAUUGGUUAGAUUGUCUUUUUAUACUUAUACUCAUAUGGAAGGAAAGCCUAUAUUUCUUAUAUUUCUUUAAAUGAUGAUCAUGUAAAUUAAAAAUUAUUCCAUAUUGUUGUAGCAUUGAUUUGCAAGAGUGCAAUAUGACACAAGAGAUCUUUUCUACUGGUAUCAUAGGGAUUAACACAUUACAGUACAUGUAAGUAGAAACCAUUCUUUAAAGUAUGUGCAUACUCUGUCAUUGUUUAGGUAACAGUAACAUUUUUUUAUUAGCAUCACAUUCUGAGAUAUAUACAAGUUACCAUUUAAAAAAUAAGAAUUAUCUCAUAAAAAAUAAUGAACUGAAUAAAUUAUAAAACAUUCUUGAUCGUGAUUUUUGUACGCUUUUAUGUGUGUUUCUUCUAAAAACUUUAGAUACGGUACUCAUAUGGUUAAUUUUGAAUGAUGCCUUAAUUUUAAGUGUAAAUGAACUUAUGAGAUAAAGAUAGAAUGCCUGCGUAAAGGAAUAUAAUAGUACCAGUAUCCAAAAGUCUUGUUAGCCAUUUUUAAGUUUUAUGUCAUGUUUACAGCUCUUUGGAGGGAAAUGAUUUAAGCAGCUUAAAUAAAACAGACUUCCACAGGAACACUGGGAUCUUGUAUCUGUGAGUAAUUUUGGCUUAUUACAAAACUUUUUUUUGCAAGGUUUAUAUUAGGUGGCUCAGAGAGGCUCCUGAUUAUUUAAAUUAAAACAAAAAGUGGUCGUUGUAGAUAUAAGGUAAUGCUUGUUCAUUUUGAACUGCCAGAAACAAGUUUGUUAAUUAUGUUGAUACCCGUAUCACUUUUCAAAAGUUAUUGUUCCUUACAAACUGCUGUUUCAAAUGGAUAUUACUAGAAACUGAUACAUAAUAAAUUUUUCAUUAAAUUUUAAUUGUUUAUGGACAUAAUGUACCUUGAAUUAAACAAUGAAAGGUGUGAAUGUUUUUAUUUAAGCAACGACACAUACUGAAAAAUUACUGCAUUAUUACUUUUUUUAAUAUGGUCAAAUGUUUUAGUUGCAACAAUAAAUCCAUGAUUGCACAUAAUUUUUCAUGCAAACAAAAUAAUUACAAAGUUAUUUUGAGGUAGGAAAGGUUUUAUUGUUGUAUUUUUAGAUUUGAAGAAGGAUAAUUUAUUUUUGAUAGUUGUUGUCAACUUGUAUAAUUAAGAAAUUAUUUAUAUACAAAGUCAUUUUUUAUCACUUUGCAACAUCAUAUUUGAGUUUCUAUUCCAGUACAGUUAUUUCUAGAGAGUGAAAUAAUUUUAAACCAUUUUAAACUGUGAAACACGUCAAAUAAAGUUUAUGUGAGUCAGCUCUGUAGUAUCAUCUGUGAAGGCUACAAUGCACCCAUACAUUGCGUCUUCAUGCAUCAUCAAUAUAGCCAUUGAUUUUUUUUUUUCAAUAAUUUUUUCAGCUCUUUACCGAAAAAUUUACAAUGCUUUGGAAAUCAGUCAGCCUGGGGAAAAGUAGUCUAUGAUAAUCCUACAGCAACAAUAUGUUAUAAUGAGUCCAACCCAUGUCAAACAGAAAAUGGUAAACACAAUUUUUUUAUUUUAUAGAUAGAUGAUUCAAUCUAUUUUACCAUUGAGCAUGCUAGCAUUGUAGGAUUUAGAGGAACAUAUCUUGAAAAAGCACUGCAAUGGCAUUUGCAAACAUUAUAAAUAGUUUGAGCAAUAAACAAAUGGAACAUUUCUGACACUGUUAAUUUAUGUCUUAUAACUACAAACUUUAUCACUGUGUCAUCCAAUUUAUUUUCAGUGACCUGUCCAGAUAACUCUCACUGUGUGCAUGCUGGGAUUGACCUCAUAGAAUGUCUGUGUGAUGAAGACUAUCAUGGGUAUAAAUGCAUGAAUAAGGUAAUAUCUUGAUUUCUGCAUUGUUUAAAUAAAAUUUGUAUAUGUGGUACAAAGUAUUUUAUAAAAUCAGAAUUUCCCAAAUGUCUGGUCAAUUCCCUGCUCUGGACCGCAAAUGCAAUAUAUCUGAUGCCAAAAUAAGGGAAAAAACUACUGAAUCCUGUUGGGUUGUUUUUGUUAUGCUUUUAGGUGGGGUCGCUCCUCUGGGUUUUGUUUUACCCACCCGAACUCAUCCCGCUAAUUCAGUUUACUUUAGCUGUUGGUAUGCCGCAGAGCAAUUGCCUGUCCACAAAAUGCCAUAGAUAAAAAUUAUCAUUACACCAACAAAAAAGAUUAUGACUUCAAUUUUUCCAUUAGUCACCUUGUAGUUGUAAUGGCUUAUUAUGAAAUUUCAACAUUAAUUGCUGAAACUCAUCCUCAAACACAUGUUCAGAGAUGAAUAGUUCCAGCAAUGCAAAGGUUAGCACCUCAAAUAUAUGAUGAAAAUAGGAGAUUAAGGUGAAAAUGUUGGUAUUAUCAAAUAGCACAGUGCAGUGUGAAGAUAGAUCUAUCAAAGAAGCUGUCCUUCUGAAUUUCACACUGCCAUUAACAUGGUUUUUCUUCCUUGCAAGUCCAUGAAAGUUCACAAAUAUAAGACAAUUAGAUUGGCAAUGUGGUUUGUCUGAUACGAUUAUUACAAUACAACACAUAAAGAAUUUAUCCAUCAUAUACUUCUGACAAAAAUAAACAUCGUAGGAAAACUUUCAAUUUGAUUAAUAAUUACAUCCAUCAAAAUGGCAUUGAUUGGAAGAAAUGUGUUGGAUUGAGUACAGAUGGAGCUUGUGAAAUGGCUGGCACUCAUACAGGACACUGCCAAGGAUGAAAGCUGUGGCAUUACAAGAUAUUGUAUGGGUGCUUUGUAGCUUUCACAGAUAAGCUUAGGCUGUAAAAAAAAAUGACAUUACUUUUAACAGCAAUUAUCCCAUCACGUAUUGUUGACAAUUUGUAAAAUCUAGUCCAGUGGUUCUCAAACUUUCUUUAGCCACGGCCCCCUUGGUGAUAUAAACUCACACCUAGCACUCAACCACCCCCCCCCCCCCCCCAUUAUAACAAUUACAUAAUGCAGAAAAGUGUUGAUAAAUCCAACCCAUUGUACAAUCCAGGACAAAAUCUAGAUAUUUAUUAUAAAUUAUAAAUACAAUGAGCAGACUGGGAUAGUGCAUUCUGCAAACUUGUAAAUUACAAUAUAAAUUGACCUCAGAUUCCGGUCCUUUACCAUUUAUAAUACCCUUUAACUGACCCAGCUUUAACGUUUAUGAUUAGGCCUUAAGCGCACACUACGUUCCACAAUAAAACACCACAUUGUAUAAGUUAAGAAUAUAGUGUAAUUAUGCAUUCACUUUUUUAACGUAUCCUUUCGGAAGGUUCUGUUAGCUACAAAAAACAAAACUGGUCCCAAUUAGCUCAACAGUAAUAGCUAGCACAACCCUCAAUAGAAAGUAACUACACAACUAAAUCUCAAUGUGUAACAUUUAGCAGAGUAUUUCUUUUAAUUGUACUUUCAUUGAAACAGUAAUGAGCUGAUUACUGGGGAAAAAUGAUAUGUCAGCUCUUUAAUCUAGUAUAAUUACGUAUCUAAGAGUAUUAUGUAUCUAACGUUUUCGUUGGUCAAUAACUCUUGAUGCGAUGUUUAGGCUUGGUAAAGUGGUUGCAGUUUUUCAAUGCCUGGCUUAAAUUCUCUCAGCAGAAAAUUAAUAAACCAUGUUCUUAUCAUUGUUUGAUGACAGCACUUAAAGCACCUUCCAACAAUUACAAUGUUGGGAAUGAAACAACAUGCUUUUUAUCCAACUUCAAUGGUGUAGAGUAGCUAUAGAAAUUUCUCUUUUGAAGUCAAAAUAUGGUGUCUUUCUUAAAAUUUUGGCUUCUGCAAAAUUAGCCUCUCUUCCAGUUCACCAACUGCCACAAAUAUGUAACAGAUUUAAUACACAAUCUGUGAUUUAGAUCAAAAUAUUAUUUGACUCCGAUUGUCAAACGUAUGUCACCUUUCUUUAAAAUUUAUAAUUUAAAUUAAAAAUAUUUAUUCUUGAUAUAAAUCUGUAGUGCCUCCUCUGGGAGCCCCAGGAAAACUCCAAAGCCCUCUCAAUGCCCCCCUGAGCUAUCCCACCAUCCACUUUGAGAACCACUGAUCUGUCUAGUCCAAUUAAUUUUUUUUUAAACAUUGAGUCUAUGAUACUGUUGUGUGCUACACCACUAAUACUCCAUAGACAUCUUGGACAGAACUCCUCCAAUGGAUUUUUGGUGUAAUAUCAUCAGGAAUACCAAGUGAUAGUAGAAUACAUUUUUCAUUUCUUUCUCAUAAUCUUAAAUGUAUAGUUAAUAAAUUAUUUUACCUGCUUGUAGUAAAGUUAAUAAAUUAUUUUACCUGAUUUUAGUAAAGUUAAUAAAUUAUUUCACCUGAUUUUAGUAUAGUCAAUAAAAUUAUUUCACCUGAUUUUAAUAUAAUUAAUAAAUUAUUUUAACUGAUUUUAGCUUAAUUAACUAAAGUUUUUGAAAGAGUGUAUGGUUCUGUAUUAUAGUAUAUGAAACAAAAUUAUAUUGACAUUUAAUUAAAUCUAUAGGCCAGAAUUUCUUUAGUGGGUCCGAUGACAUACAAAUAAAAAUGACCACUACACGUGAAAAAAGUUUGGGAAACACAGUAUCCAAAUAAUUAUCCUCAUUUUGGAUUGUUUUCUUAUUGCUUUGUCUAACUUCAGUAAAAAAAACAAGGAUAUACUGUUUAUCAAUUCUGUUACAACUGUAAUUACUGUAAGACUCAUUUAUUUGAUUACAAUUAACGGAGAACAGAUUAUAUUCCUAAAAAUAGUUAAAUGUGCAUGAACAAGAUAUUUUUUUAAUUUUUAAAGGGUUCUUCAUGUCUUUUACAGGGAAAAUUCCCAGUAACUCCAUUUGCCAUCGGACUUUCUAUAUCCACGGUUUUUGUGUGCAUAUUCUUUUGGUUUACGCAGCGGAGAUAUGUGAAAACCAGUAACAAGAACAAGUAAUUUGAUUCAUUUGCUAUUAAAAAACAAUUUAAGUAUAUUCUGAAUUUUUAAAAAUAAUGUUAUCUUCAUAUAAAUAAAGGUAUAAAUAAUAAAUAUUGGAAUGAAAGGUAUUCAUGCAGCAGAACAACAAUUUGGUUUUAAAUUAUUUUCUAAUCUGUAAAAAAAAAAGUUUGGUCUAUUCAUGCAUUAAGUGUACCUGCAUUUUGUUAAAAUAAGCAUUUUAUGGAGGCUAACCAAGUCUGAAGUGAUGUCAGAUCACACCCAGCGAUGUCUUGAGUGUUUAUAUCAUUAUUUUAUUGAUAUCAUUACACUAUCCACAAUAUAUUUGUUUAUAUUUGUAGAGAAUCGUUAUUUUUUAAAAUCAUUUUUAUUGUGUAUAUCAUAUAAAAUAUAAAAUACAGUAUGUAACUUGUAACUAAAAUUUUAUGAAUGAUUUUCAAAACAUCUCCCUCACUAAGAGUAAGAGUGUAUUUAAAAUUUCUAUUGUUUUUCUGGAAAUCUUUUCAUACAAAUUUUGACUUGUUAGAGCGCAUGAAGAAGGAUGUCAUUUCAUCAUACUAAUAAAAUUAUUUAAUACUCAUGUCUCUCAAAAAGCUUUGUAAAUUAAUGCCCAUUAGACACUUGCAAAUAUGCCAUACCAGGUAUGUCUGCUGAGCAUGCAUGAACUUAUAUGAUGUCUUAGCGCAGGAAGUUAGUCUAGUUUAAAACUGAACUACAAUGAUGUUCAUCAUUCCAUAUAAUUAAUUUUUUUCUUUGGCUAUUAAAUUUUAUUUGAGCUUUAUGAAAUAUUUCAACCUCUUUACGUAUACAUGUUUGAUAUGACAUGAAACUAUUCACAUGAUACACCCCCUUGCUCAAAACUAAUGAAAUCAAUGAAGUAUGACAAAGCAGAUCUACAUAAGAACCAAGACAGGUGAGUGAACCAGAAAUUUUUGUGGUUACUCAAUUUUAUUUAGAAUCAUGGAAGAGUUGUUAGAGUCUAUUAAGGCACAUCAUAAAGAUUGAUUGAUAAACGGUUUUAUCAGAUUAGUUAAAUUCUGAAUUUCAAUGGCAGGGCAUCUCAGGUCCAUGGUACAACUGGCAAUCUCCAAAGCUGAGAUCAUUCCCCGGCUCUGCUAUACUAAGAAAUUAAUGACAAUUUAUAUUUCUGUUAUAUCCCAAGGCACGCUUUUUUUUCUUGGGGGGCCUCUAAUUGUAGAAAAAAAAAGAUUUUUAAUGAAAGCUCAGAAAAUUGUUUGCUAAUUUGAGGUAAGGGGAAACUUUGUUAACAGCUGAAGGCCUAAAAUCCUUUACUAGGCCUUAGUUUCCCAUCUGCCAUCUAGAUGAUAAGCUUUCCAUUACCAUCUUUAUUCAAUUCUUUAGUAACUAGCAAUUCUGCACAACUAAAUCAGAUAAGACAACUUUCUGCUACAAUGCAUUAUCAGUUUUUGGAUUUGGGAAUAUUCUAAAAGUCUAGGUUAUCUCCCUUUAGAUUGAUUUUUGUGUACUUGACAGAAUAAAUGACAAUUUAUAAUAGGCGAGCUACACAACAUAAAACUGGAUUAGAUUUUCUCUUUAUUAUUGUUCUGGAAUCUUUAGGGUCUCCCUUUACUCUUUUUCCGACAGCCUCGAUCUCAGGUCAGUCUGUGCUUACUUACAACUACCCCAUCUUAUAUCCCUAAACAUUCAAUUUUUGUUUGAUCUAAUCCUUGCA
Messenger RNA from Lymnaea stagnalis (great pond snail), 11945 nucleotides. The record is from the annotation of a GenBank genome assembly. Lineage: Eukaryota; Metazoa; Mollusca; Gastropoda; Lymnaeidae.